This is a messenger RNA of Lasiosphaeria miniovina, 1393 nucleotides long. RefSeq lists its product as uncharacterized. Bases 272 to 1339 code for a protein of 355 amino acids. NCBI's taxonomy places the organism in Eukaryota, Fungi, Ascomycota, Sordariomycetes, Sordariales, Lasiosphaeriaceae. The transcript has 5 exons. The record is from RefSeq and is a predicted model, not a curated record.
GUUGGUGGCUCGGACACAAGGAUUUCCCCCUCGUCGGCGAGGGUCCCAAAAUCCCUCCCACACGUGCUUUUGCGAACCGCGGCCCCGGCGCCGUGUCUAUAAGACUCGCAUGGGAUCGCUGUUGCGUUGACUGGGCUGGUCCUGGUUGACUGGCUCGACUGGUCGGGUCCCUGCAUCCGUUUCCUUUUCCCAAUCGAACGGCCCCUUGUAAUUAAGUUGCGUGUCCUGUCAAUUCCAGAAGUGGACUGCCGCUGCCUGCAUCCGAUCGACCAUGGACGAAGACGACCAAGGCUCCAAGAUCCUGGCCACGACGUGGGCCCUCACCGGCCUGUCGGCCGUCUUCCUCGCCGUGCGCCUGUUCUGCAAGCUACGCACCAAGCGCCGCCUGUGGUGGGAUGACUACGUGCUUGUCCUGUCCUGGGUCAUGCUGCUGGCGUCGAUAGUCCUCGUCACGGCGAGCGUGCCCAAAGGCCUCGGCAAGCACGUGUACGCAGUCCCGUUCGAGAACUUUGCGUUCCUCGGCAUCACGGGCAACUUCACGGGCACCUUCUCCAUUCUCGCUGCCAUGUGGAGCAAGACGUCGUUUGCCGUCACGCUGCUCCGGCUGGUGCAGGGGCGGACCAAGGCUUUCGUCUGGUUCAUCAUCGCGACGGUGAACAUUCUGAUGGGCCUCAACGCCAUAUUCCUGUGGGUGCGCUGUUCGCCCGUGCAAAAGACGUGGAACCCGUACGUCCCGGGGACUUGCUGGGACCCGCAGGUAUAUCCCAUUUUCGGCAUGUUUGCCGCGGGAUACUCAGCCGCCAUGGAUUUUGUGCUCGCGCUGCUCCCCUGGACGGUCAUCUGGAACCUGCAGAUGAAGCGGCGAGAGAAAGUCGGCGUUGCCUUGGCCAUGAGCAUGGGAAUCUUCGCCGGCGCGACGGCCGUAGUCAAGACCACCGUCAUACCAACGCUUGCAUCUCCCGACUUUACCUACGUGUCGGCGCCUCUUAUCCUCUGGGGAGCGGCCGAGUCGGCCGUGACUAUUAUGGCGGCGUCGAUUCCGGUGCUGCGCACGCUGUUCCGCGACCUGCAGACGCUGAGCCGGCGGCUGUACGUGUCGGAGAGCAAGAACGACACGCAGAUCUCAAAGAUUUCGCCCAAGCAGAACACGGUCGUCAUCUCGGGCGGCGGUCCGUCCCCGCUCACCACCACGACUACAAACUCGAGUGACAGGGCGCCGCUGCGCGAGGCCGGCGGCCGCAUCAUCCAGAGCACCGAGAUCAUGGUUGCCGUCGAGUUCCGCAAGGACGACGACUCGGAUGGUCACGGCGUCGACGAGGCGCGCGUCGAGCAUGUUUAAUGUACGAUACCUUGAUAUAAUCGAUAACAGUUAUAAUCGAUACCUUUUAAUUAA